AUGGUCAAUGUCUCCCGAGAGUACAUAAUAAAGCUCAAGCAAAGAGCAGAAGUGGCGGAACAGCGUCAAAGGGUGGAGAAUUCUACCGACCACAGUCAAGCUUCGCCCCAAAGGCGACAGGUUCUCCAGCACCGCGAGUCUGCGAGGCAUCCCCUUGAGGAAGCCUCUUCAGGUCCCUCGGACCCAGUCUCAUAUUUGCGUAACGACAACAUAAUCCGAAAUCGAGGCAUUGACCGCGCCCAAGGCCGAAUCUCGUCAGAUUCGAUCAGCGGUGCAGGUACCGUCACUCAACCCGAUAGACCCUCCAUUCACGGUCGUUCACCACUAGCUCAAGAGCUCGACGAGAAUAGGAUUUCGAAAAGGGACUUUCCUUCGAAGGCCCCUUCCGCGGGGAGAUCAGAGAAGACUCAAUCAUGGUCUCUCCAACCUUGCCAUGACACCGCCACAGAUUUUGAAGAGCCAAACCCCGAUGACUUUUACGGAGACUCGUCCACCCUUUCUUUCAUGCAGGCCGUUCAAACAACUAUUAUCUCGAACUCUUCUCCGGAUUCAGUAUCGCCAGACUCAAAUUACAUUAGAAGUGGAACAAAGCCCCGCCCAGCCAGAGCAGCCUCAUUCAGGUUUGGGGUGGAGAAUUGCUUGCCUCAGAGAUCGCUUGCUGACGAUUUGGUAAACUCUUACUUUCGCUACGUCCAUAUUCUGUACCCGUUCUUGCACCGGCCCUCAUUCGAGGCCCAGUAUGAACGUACAUGGGUCUCAGGAGAGCAACAAGACGAUCAGUGGCUUGCUAUGUUGAACGUCAUCUUCGCUCUUGGGAUUCAUUUCGCCUAUGGACAGGAAGAUAAAUCCGCGGCGAGUGAUCGGUUCUUUGGUUAUGCGCAGAAACUCGUGUCGAUGGAGCAGUUUGCUCACGCAAAUCUGCAAACAUUACAGCUCCUUUUGCUCAGCGGCCUCUAUUACCAGUCCACCAGUCGACCAAAUCAGACAUGGAACGUGAUAGGGUUAGCAAUAAGGAUUGCCACCACCAUUGGUGCUCACGUCGAUCCCAUGCCGUCUCAAUAUAAUCCCUUGCAGAUUGAAGUACGAAGGAGAUGCUGGUAUGGGUGUAUUGUACUGGAUUCGUGGGUACAAGUGCUAUCUUCUCGCCAGAAUUUACUAACCACUUCAAGGGUUUUAGCCCUUAACUUCGGACGUCCCACUGCCAUUCCAAGCACAUUUGGUGUCUCGCUGCCUUCAGAUCUUGAUGAUGAGUAUAUCACCGAAGAAGGAUACCUUGAACAACCGGGACAUGUCCUGCCCAAGACCACGGUCUUCACUAAGUCGGUGGCGUUCUGUUCCAUCAUGAAAGACGUUUUAUACACCCUGUACUCGCCUCUCAACGGUUCUGGCCACCGACAAAGCGGCAAGGUAUAUCAGCCUCCCGAGUUCAAAGAUGCUGUCAGCCUAGACAAGAGCUUGGUUGAGUGGUUUCAAGGGCUCCCCGAGUACUUGAAAGUAGGAGCCUUGAAUGAGAUGGAAGAAUUCCGACGGACCAGAAAUAUCCUCAUCGCUAGGUUUCUGAACCUAAGAGUUCUGAUCCAUCGACCAUUCGCCUCUCUUUGGCAGCAGUCCUCUGCCGGCUCCGAGCCGGUGUACCUCGCUUCUCUUGACAACUCCCUUCAUUCUAUGUGCGUCACAGUGUGCAAGUCAGCUGCUAUACAGCUGGUGAAUGUCAUCAGCAACAAUUAUUAUCAAGGGCUGUCAAGCGCUUGGUGGACAGAUAUGACCUAUCUAUUUACUGCAGCAACCGUUCUGCUGGCCAUCGAAUACGAAUGCGAGGACCCGGAAGAGAGCGAUGCGACCGAAAGGGCCUUUGAACAAGCUCUUAUAAUUCUGGGUGAAAUGCAGGGGCGCUCUUCUAUGGCAUCAUCAUAUGUCACCAUGUUGAAGAAGGCGAAGGAAGCCCAAGACUCCGCACAGAUCGCCCCGAUAGUCCCGACCUCGUCGCCAAGAACGCGAUCAAACAAUGCAGCACCUAGAAAUUCUGGUUCCGCCUCUGAGCUCGCGUCAAAUGGGAUCAACUUGGACGAAUUCUUGAAAGAUGACGCCAGAGCCGACGCGCCUUUCCCGUCGUGGAACAUGCAAGACUUUUUCCUGGUACCUUGGGAUAUGAUGAUGGUAGACAAUCCCAUGCCCACAUUCCAAUCUUGA
Messenger RNA from Cladophialophora psammophila CBS 110553, 2190 nucleotides. RefSeq lists its product as uncharacterized. Gene Ontology annotation, molecular function: DNA-binding transcription factor activity, RNA polymerase II-specific; zinc ion binding; RNA polymerase II cis-regulatory region sequence-specific DNA binding. Lineage: Eukaryota; Fungi; Ascomycota; Eurotiomycetes; Chaetothyriales; Herpotrichiellaceae. The record is from RefSeq and is a predicted model, not a curated record. The coding region runs from base 1 to 2190 and encodes 729 amino acids. Gene Ontology annotation, biological process: positive regulation of transcription from RNA polymerase II promoter by galactose; DNA-templated transcription. The transcript has 4 exons. Gene Ontology annotation, cellular component: nucleus.